Sinocyclocheilus anshuiensis is the source of this 687-nucleotide messenger RNA. Its product is annotated as gastrula zinc finger protein XlCGF49.1-like. The record is from RefSeq and is a predicted model, not a curated record. Gene Ontology annotation, cellular component: nucleus. The transcript is spliced from 3 exons. The annotation marks the transcript as partial. Gene Ontology annotation, molecular function: DNA-binding transcription factor activity, RNA polymerase II-specific. Gene Ontology annotation, biological process: regulation of transcription by RNA polymerase II. Lineage: Eukaryota; Metazoa; Chordata; Actinopteri; Cypriniformes; Cyprinidae.
UCAAGUGAAGUUGAGGAGAAAGAUCAUGUCAAAACUGGAGAAAAACCCUUGACCUGCUCUCAAACCGAACAGAAAGAUUCAAAGAAAAUAAGAGUCAAUAAAUCUUUCACCUGCACUCAGUGUGGAAAGAGAUUCACACACAAAAGAAGUCUUGAUGUUCACAUGAGAAUUCACACUGGAGAAAAACCGUUCACUUGUGAUCAGUGCGGGAAGAGUUUCACUCAAUCAUCAAGCCUUAAGAUACACAUCAACAUCCACACUGGAGAAAAACCAUACAAGUGUCCACACUGUGACAAGAGAUUCAGUCAGUCAGCAAAUCUGAAAACACACGAGAGGAUCCACACUGGAGAGAAACCGUACACAUGUGAUCAGUGUGGGAAGAGUUUCACAAUAAAAGGAAGCCUUACAGAGCAUAUAAGAGUUCAUACUGGAGAGAAACCAUUCACUUGUGAUCAGUGCGGAAAGAGUUUCACAAAAUCAUCAGCCCUUAAUGAACAUAUGAGGAUCCACACUGGAGAAAAGCCGUAUGCUUGUGAUCAGUGUGGGAAGAGUUUCAUACUAUCAUCACAUCUUAAAGAACACAUGAGUAUCCACACAAGAGAGAAAGAUUACAUGUGCUUUGAGUGUGAAAAGACUUUUACUACAGCAAACUGUUUAAAACGGCACCAGAGGAUUCACACUGGAGAA